Messenger RNA from Malassezia sympodialis ATCC 42132, 1026 nucleotides. RefSeq lists its product as uncharacterized. Bases 1 to 1026 code for a protein of 341 amino acids. The record is from RefSeq and is a predicted model, not a curated record. Lineage: Eukaryota; Fungi; Basidiomycota; Malasseziomycetes; Malasseziales; Malasseziaceae. Gene Ontology annotation, biological process: chromatin remodeling; peptidyl-arginine methylation, to asymmetrical-dimethyl arginine. Gene Ontology annotation, molecular function: histone H3R2 methyltransferase activity. The transcript has 2 exons.
AUGCCAAUCGAGGCGGGGGGUCAGGCCGAGGACGAUAGCAAGUAUGACCGCAAGGACGAGGCAUACUUCGGCUACUACUCGAUGCUCACUCAUCAGGCGCAGAUGCUGCAGGACUCUGUGCGCACGUCUGCGUACCAGAUGAGCAUCAUCCACCAUGCGCCCACGCACUUUCAAGCAGCGCGCGUGGAAGAUGUAACGCCCAACAUGCUGCUAGCUAGCACACCAAGCGGCGCAUGGGCCGACGACGCACAGGUCGACACGAUCGUGUCCGAGUGCCUAGGUGUGCUGCUGGUCCAUGAGCGUAUGUGUGAGACAUUUAUUGAAGCGCGUAACCGCUUCCUGCGUCCCGGCGGAUCCGUGUUUCCGCGCACCGGCUCGCUGUGCUUCUCGCUCCUCAACGAUACACGCCUGUGGCAGGAGGUCAAGGCCCGCGGCGACUGGUGGAACUCGACGAGCUUUUACGGCGUGGAUCUCACGCCGUUCACCGCGGCUGCGCGCGCCGAGGCGUUCUCGAGCCCUGUCGUAGGCUGCUUCUCGCCUGUGCACGUCGUGGGCGCGGCAGCCGACGGUGGCAAUGUCGACAGCGUCGUGUGUCGCUAUGUGAUUGAUUUCCUUACGAUCGAGAUGGCCCAUUUGCGUUCGUUCGAUGUGCCGCUCGCAUUUGACUGUGUGGACGAACCGGUCAUUGUGCACGGCCUCGGCGCCUGGUUCGACCUAUCGUUCCUGCAGCCGGAGGACGACGUCGACGCGCCAAGCGCUUUUCAGAACCUCAUGACAACGAGCCCCUUUGCGCCGGCGACGCACUGGGCGCAGGUGCGCCUGCUGCUCGAGGAGCCGCUCGCGCUGAACCGCGGUCAGCGUGUUCUGGGCACACUGCACUUUGCCGUGAACGAGCACCGCUCGUACGACGUGCAAGCACAUUUAUAUGUACCGCAGGCCGAAGGCACGGGGCUUACCGAGCCGCUCUACCGCCGCGACGCGCUCUGGAAACUCGACAAGCAGACCUACUCGUGGGAGACUCUGUAG